AUGCAGAAUAGACCUCAAUCAGCAAUAAUGAAGUUGAAAUCUGAGGCAUCUGAUGCUCGAUCUAGAGAUUCAAUGUCUCAUCUAAUGUUUACUCCUAAACCAAACAAAGUUACUAGCCCUCCGACUAAACGUUAUGCUGAUGGAGAGACUCUUUAUAUUCAGAAUCUUCAAUACAAACAAGAGGCCAAUGUGCUUCGUAUGCAGAAUAUUAAGUUGAGAACUUUGGUUUAAUAGUUAUAAAAUCGCGUAUAGUAAAUAGAGAAAGUUGAUCGCUAUCAGUUACACACAGACCCAUUAGGAUUGACAACUGCAAACCAAGAAGGGAGUAUUGUGCCAAUGUUAAAAGCGAAGAUUCGAGAAUAGGCAUAAUAAAUUGCAGAGCUUACGGAUGAUUUGAGAAGACAAUGCAAAUCUGUGAAAUUAACUUAACUUGUAGAAUUGCAGAAAGAGAUAAAGAAUCAGUAGGAUGAAAUCAUGCGUUUGAAACAGUUUCAAUAAGUCGCCAUCAAGGUGACAGACCAAGACUUAUUUAAUGAUCCAGAUAUAGGGGAGCGUAUAAAAAAUUAUGUGUUGACCAUCAAUGCCCAAGAGAGCCAAAUUGAAGUACUAGAGAAGCAAAUCAAUCAACUUAAAUGUGAAUAUUAAGGGCUUGUUGAAGAUAAUAUUAAGGUGAAGGAGGAAGUCAAGUAGGUUUCUUUUGAAAAAACUCAAUUGAAGAAAAAGUUAGAGGAUUAAAUCAUUACUGAGACUGAAUAAUAUUAAUAGAAGAAAAGAUAAUUUUUGGAGAUGAAACUGCAGAGCGUAUUAAAAUAAGUCGACUCUUUGAAGGGAGAACUAUCCCUUUAUGAGACUAAGUACAAAUAAGUCACAAAAUAAUAACAAGAUUAAGAACGAGAGUUUAAAUAAUAAUUAGCCUUAGUUCAAAAAUCUAAACAGAAUUUAGAAGAUGCACUUCUUAAAAAGGAGUUACUCAUACAAGAUUUACAAGAUCGUGUUGCUAUAUAGGAUUUACUUAAAUAGAAGACUACAUCUGAAGAACCUGUUGUUAAACAUUUGAUUCCACCAAAAUGUUAUAGAUCAGAAUUUACAUAAUUUCCAGAAGUCCAAUAAGCAGAGCAUAAAGCUACUGAUAUUAUCAAUACAGAUCCAAUAGAUUAAGAAAGAUUAAAAGAAUUACUUGAAGAUUUAAGGUAUAAAGUAAUUUCAAUGUGUUUGACUCGAACAAGACUUCAAUACUUAUUUAAAGGAAUCUAAUUUAUUUAAUUGCAAUAAGGAUUAGAAUUGUUUAUGAGGAGGCCCUUUAAUUAUUCAGAAAAAGAUGCGUUAGUUUUAAGUAGAUAUUUCAUUGGAGAAGACAAAGGAUAAGCAUAUCGAAUUCAAUGGGAAGAUACUCAGAGUGUCACUGAUAUGAUACAGUAAAUAGUACCGAGUAAGGAAGACACUCAAUUCAAUUUCAAAAGCAUCGUAAAUAAGAACAGCUUAAUAAAAUUCUUGAAUUUCGAAAUGAAAUCAAUAAGACUGGAGGACAAAAAGUACAAUAUUGAUGAUUACAUAAUUUUUUUAAAGAACAAUACAAAGUGGAAUUCAGAACACAUAAGCUUUCUGAAAUUAAUAAAUUCUUUGUAUUUUGGGGAUUCUGGUACUAUAGAUCAAGGAUUUUUGAGUUUGUAUUUGAGGGAGGAAUGCGAAAUGAUGGAUUAAUUGAAUAAAUUGUAGAUGAACAAUUUCCAAAUUUAUAAAUCAACACCAAAGAUUAUAGUAAAAUACGAUGAUGAUGAGGAUAUAGUGCAGAAGCAUGUUGAAAUGAAAAUGCAGAUAACUAUUGAACCAAUUCUAACAUAUUCAUAAUUACGAUUGAAUGAUAAUUCAUUGAAGACUUCGGAAAGCAGGAAACCAACAACUUGUGGAAGAGAGAACAUUACCUAUAGUGAGACUUAUGUUGAGAGCAUUCCUUUUAUAAAGAAGUAAAGCGAUUAGACAAAAGUUGUAACUUAAAAAGUGGAACAGAUCAAGGAGUAGCAAAGGGAAGAAGAGUAGAGCCAGUUUCAAUUAACAGACAGCUUAUUAUAGCCGCCUUCUCUUUUAAAGAAUAAAGUAGUAAGUGGGGAGGAAGAGCAGCAGGUGGUUGAAGAGGAGAUCUAUUAUGAAGAACUUUGA
This is a messenger RNA of Paramecium tetraurelia, 2157 nucleotides long. RefSeq lists its product as uncharacterized. The transcript is spliced from 6 exons. The record is from RefSeq and is a predicted model, not a curated record. NCBI's taxonomy places the organism in Eukaryota, Ciliophora, Oligohymenophorea, Peniculida, Parameciidae.